Molecule: messenger RNA, 1218 nt
Organism: Pieris napi
Lineage: Eukaryota; Metazoa; Arthropoda; Insecta; Lepidoptera; Pieridae
Product: E3 ubiquitin-protein ligase znrf2
Exons: 5
Coding region: 215-847 (210 amino acids)
Source: RefSeq, a predicted model, not a curated record
AACUUAAGUACAGAGCUGUCAAAAUUUUGCAGAAAAGUCACACAAAGCUGUUUACAAUUUGUUCGACGUCCUUCUGUUUGUUCAGCGUUUGUUUUUCACGUAAUCGUUUUCGUGUUUUGUAAAAUGCCUUCCGGCGCCGAGGGUUUCAUGUUACGUUUGUUUUCGUGAUCGUCAGUUUUGUUGUGACAAGUGCGUUUUGCGUAAUAUCGUUACGAUGGGAGCUAAAGCUAGUACUGCAAAUGGGGGACAGAGUCCGCGAGCGAGAACAUUUUCAACGAGCUCCGGGUCAGACGUAGUCGCGGGUGGUGCAGGCUUUAGCCUUUUGCGAGCUAUACCUGGUAUACAAGUGUCAAGUGACAGGCAACGAGCUCGAUCGUUGUCGUCAGUGCCGGAUCUACAUAACUCUCAUGAAGCUAUUGCCAUACCUCCUAACUCACAGAGUUAUGAGGCUUCGGCAGCUGCCAGCCCGGACACUGAUACUAGCUCAAACGAGGAGGCUGGACCGGUUCCUGGAACGUCAUUGGCUCUCGGCAGAGUGUAUGCGGCUCACUCCUUACCUUCACAUAUUUGGUCAUUGAAUGUUUCAGGAAUCAAAUGUCCAGUAUGCAGCAAAUUCGUGCUGCCGGACGACAUCGAAUGUCAUCUCGUCAUGUGUCUCACCAGGCCUCGUCUCUCUUAUAAUGAGGAUGUCCUGAGUGACUCAAAGGGCGAGUGUGUAAUUUGCCUGGAAGAGCUCUGCGCCGGCGACACCAUCGCCCGCUUGCCCUGUCUCUGUAUUUACCACAAGGGAUGUAUAGACCAAUGGUUCGAAGUGAACAGAUCGUGCCCCGAGCACCCCGGCGACUAGAGGUCGCGCGGAUGCCCCAUGUGUGCCAUGUCGCGAGUGAUAGUUUUAUACAGUGAAGACUGCCGCCUCCGGGCCUUGUAAAUAUUACUGUGCUAGUGAGAUGUUUUACCGUUUAAUUAAAUCUAAAUAAAGACAAUUACGAUGAUAGAGGAAGCGCUGCGCGAAAUUCUCAGUGUAAUUUAAAUUUUACAUGGUUCUAGUUUCGUUUGUUUAUGAAUAAUUAUAUUGUAUAUUAUUAUGUAUAGUGACGUUAUGUUGCAUAAGCGUAGUUGUUUUGGAUUACCGCAGUACACAUAUCUGUUUAGCUUAUGUAUUAUAUCAUUUGAUCUUUUUUCAUCUUGGUAAUAAAGUUGAUUUGUUUCUAAAUUUUC